AUGGUUGCCGAAAAAUUUGGUCCGCAUCACAAGACAAUUCUUAAUGGGAAAAAUAUCGACGCCAUUUACGAGCUCUGGGGAGUCAGCUACCCCGUAGAAAUCGAACUCCCCGAGGAUGAUGAGAUUCCGGAGAAUGGGUACUGUGGAGCUUACGCGUCUCAUUUCGAGGCUGGCGGCUUAUCGUUUCCUCUUCCUCGUUUUCUUCUCGAAGUGCUGGCGGAGAUCAGGAUGGAGUUUACCCAGAUGGCGCCUAACUUCUUCCGGUAUUUCUUGGGUUGCUGGGUCCGAGCUUUGGAGGAAGGUCUCGAAUUUUGUCUCGGGGAGUUGAGGCAAUUAUUUGACAUGAAGCGAAACAAUGGCUUCCCUGGCACAAUGAUUCUUGCUCCUCAAGGUGGUCGUGGUAUCAUCGAAGGCAUUCCUAAUAAGGGUGAUCGAUGGAGGGAGAAGUUCUUCGUUUUUAAGAUAAACUCGGCGUCGGUCGGAGACUUCGAUUUCGAGAGGAUCCCUCGGGAAUGGAAGAAGGAGAAAGAGGGGUUGCUCGAUCGUCCUGACGAAUCUUCUGAGGCCGGGUCAUUAGAGCGAGCUCGGAAAGUCCAGCGGGGGCGGGUCUUUAUACCGAGGUCGCAGGUUCAGUCUUCUGGUCUUCUUGCUAGGUCAGUGUCGGUCGCUAUUCCAUCUUGUGGAGCUCUUGAGGCACCGGAUACUUCGGUGAGCUUUGCUGGUGAUCGAGCUCUUAAUGACGAGAUCGAUUCGUCGUCUCAUCGAUCUCGACGUCAGGUCUUGGAGGAGAUUAACUCUGUGACUUCGGGAUCGUUGAGCCCGAGACUUUCUCCGCCGUUACGUGCUUCUGGUGAAGGCACUUCGCGGGUUAACCCCGGUGUCCUUCCUUUGAGCGUGCCCGAAGCUUUUUCAUGGUCGUUUGCGUAUGACAGCGAGAUCCCUAUCCUUGAGAACCCCGACUCCCUUGCAGCGAAAGUCAGAGCAGAAGGAUGCGAGCUCCCUUCUUUGGACCACAUGCGAGAGCGCGACGCCUAUGUUCAGAUGGCGGUCGCAAAUGCCAAGCUUCGGGGUGAGUUGGAUGCUGCUCGGGAGGCGGAGAGACAGCGCGAAGUGGAGAUUGAGGAAUUGAAGAAGAAGUUGGCGGCUGCUGAGGCCGAAAAGGUCGUUGUUCAGCGCGACCUUGACUCGAUGAAGGAGAAGUAUAGGGGAGAGAUCGAAGGUCGGGAUAGGAAAGCUCGCAAAGAUCUCCAUCUAGCUCGUGUCUCUCUUGCGAAGGAGUACGAGGGGGUUUUGGCUAUGGUCAAGGGUAAGUUGGAGAAGAAGAAGAAAGAAACGGCCGCAGAGAUUCUUUUGCAAAAGACGCGAGCUCGUAUCGAGGCUUUGACCGAGUAUAGUGAGGGCGGCUUCGAGCUCGAGGCGGAGUUGGAGCGUCUUAAAGACCUAGAGGUUUCGGUCGACGUCGAUUACGGUCUUGCUUCGGUGUCAGACCCUUCUCUUGGUCAUCUCGAUCUCCCCGAGAUCUCCGGAGACUCGGUCAACCAGGAUUGA
Messenger RNA from Brassica oleracea var. oleracea, 1548 nucleotides. RefSeq lists its product as uncharacterized. NCBI's taxonomy places the organism in Eukaryota, Viridiplantae, Streptophyta, Magnoliopsida, Brassicales, Brassicaceae. The record is from RefSeq and is a predicted model, not a curated record. The transcript has 4 exons. The coding region runs from base 1 to 1548 and encodes 515 amino acids.